AUGCUCUCCCACACCCGCCCCACCCUCCUCUCCGCCCUCCUCCUCCCAGCCGCGGCCCUCACCCUCGCCGCCCCCACAACCUCCACGCUCUCCACAUCCAAAACCAUCAAACUCACCGCCAACGUCCUCUCCUCCGACCUCACCCCCUCCAUCCAGUCCUACGAGCUCAACCCCUUCGCCCUCUCCUCCACCGACGCCUCCUGCGCCAACGCCCUCGGCCUCUCCCCCGCCAGCCACGGCGCCCUCUUCCACAGCGACAGCGAAACCCCCUCCGUCUUCACCCUCCAAACCGGCACCGGCUAUGCGCAGCGCCUCAGCGCUGUCGUCACGCCGGGCGGGACCGCGACCGUGCCCGCCGCGCGCGCCGUGGGCGUCGACUGCGGGACGAGCGGUACGGAGGGCGUGGGGAUAGUGCAAAAGGAUGACGGCAGCGGCACGCCGGUGCUGCGUUACGGCAAGGAAGGCAGCGGGUGGAUGGCGUGUCCGGCGGGGACGCUCAACGCCGAGGUGCCGGCCGAUGAGGGCGCCGUGGUGGUGGGGUACCGCGAUGCGGGGCAGCGGGUGCUGAGCGGGUGCGCGGAGGUCGAGUUCGUGGCGGUUUGCUCGGAUGAGACGGAUGGGGGGGAGGCGAGCGCGGUGGAGGUGCCGUGUGUUGUCGUCGUCUAA
Diplodia corticola is the source of this 666-nucleotide messenger RNA. Its product is annotated as gamma-glutamyltransferase. The record is from RefSeq and is a predicted model, not a curated record. The transcript has a single exon. The coding region runs from base 1 to 666 and encodes 221 amino acids. NCBI's taxonomy places the organism in Eukaryota, Fungi, Ascomycota, Dothideomycetes, Botryosphaeriales, Botryosphaeriaceae.